CAAAAGCAAAUCAACAGUAAAAGACCAGCUACAAAGCAAUCAACAACCAAAUACAUCUCAAAACGAAACCUUCUCUUUCUAAUCCAAGCAACUGUUUACAUUCUUAACCCUCAAAAACCUUCUACUUCAAUCUUCACAUUCAUUCCAUCAAUGGACGAAUUCGAGCAAUCUCCAAAGGAAUACUACCCAAACCAGCAAAACAACACAGCAAGACUCUCGUCAAUGUCAUCCUCCUCAACAACAAGCGUCCACGUCACCGCGUUAGACGGACUAGUUAACGUCAACUCCCUCUUCACCAUCGCCGUUUUCGUCGGUCUUUCCCUAACAACCCCCGGCCAACGGAGUCUCGAGAAUCGAACCUCUUGCGACGCCGGCAUCGAUGUCGCUAAGAAGCUUCUAGUCUUCGAGGUGGUGUCGUUCAGUUUCUUCCUUUCAUCAUCUCUGGUAGCUCAGGGGCUUAAACUGGCAUUGAAUCUUUUGAAUAGUAAGGAUGUGGAUGAGGCUUUUAGGGCGCAUAUUAAUUUGAAGGUGCUGAGAUGGGGGAUGUUGGGGUCUGCGUUGGGAUCGGUUAUGGGGUGUUUGUUUCUGAUGCUUUCGAUGGUGAGUGUUAUUGAGAUUCGGUUGGGGAUGUUGUCUUGUGGGAGUAAAUCUGCUGCUCAUGCCGUUGCGGUUAUGGUUGUUUUGGUUUCGUCGGCUCUUGUGAUGUAUAUUUCUACUGCUAUCUAUGCUUUUACUCACUGAAUUUGAAAUUGAAUAGUUGUUUGUGUAAUGUUUUUAUUGUUUUAAGAUGAAAUGCUUUUAUGAUUUUGUAGCUAGUAGGGAUGUGUAGCCAGUUUCUUUUUGUAAGUGGCUGAAAAUUAGUUGUGUUCUUCAUGUUUUAGUUGUGUAGCUAAUUCAACUCAAUGUGGGUAGAUUGGGUUGAGUUAUAGUCAUUUGUGUAGGUCAUAUGCAUUUUGGUUUAGUUGAAUUUAACUGAGAA
Messenger RNA from Vicia villosa (hairy vetch), 979 nucleotides. RefSeq lists its product as uncharacterized. Lineage: Eukaryota; Viridiplantae; Streptophyta; Magnoliopsida; Fabales; Fabaceae. The transcript is spliced from 2 exons. The record is from RefSeq and is a predicted model, not a curated record. The coding region runs from base 151 to 741 and encodes 196 amino acids.